Molecule: messenger RNA, 1524 nt
Organism: Colletotrichum spaethianum
Lineage: Eukaryota; Fungi; Ascomycota; Sordariomycetes; Glomerellales; Glomerellaceae
Product: protein MutS 4
Exons: 5
Coding region: 1-1524 (507 amino acids)
Biological process (GO): reciprocal meiotic recombination; mismatch repair
Cellular component (GO): nucleus
Molecular function (GO): ATP-dependent DNA damage sensor activity; ATP binding; mismatched DNA binding
Source: RefSeq, a predicted model, not a curated record
AUGAUAAAGACUAUCAAGUUUCUGGAAGUCGAGUUUUCCUUGUGCAUCAUCCCUCAUUCUCUUCGCAUACGAUACCAGCCUUCGGAGGACACAAUGAUGAUCGAUGUGUCGACCAUUAUGUCACUCGAAAUCCUUCAAAACCUUCGCAAUUCGAAGUCGAAAGAUACUCUGUUCGGCAUCCUCAAACACACGCGGACGCCAAUGGGCAGUAGAGUGCUUCGGAGCAACCUGCUCCAACCAUCAACUCUAAAAGACUCGUACCUUGAGCCAAGAUAUGAUGCCUUAGAGGAGCUUCUUGCUAAUCAUGAGAUGUUUUUAGGAGUUCGAGAAGGCACUGGAGCCCGCUACAAGCCCCUCCUCACCAAGAUACGAGACCUCUGUCGACCUGAACUUACGGAAACAGUCAGAAACCUUGUCUAUGAGGGCAUCAUCGAAGAUGUCACAUAUGUGAAUUCAGCUCUCGAUCUUCGGAAUCAGAGAACCUUUGCAUCCGGAGUCAAUGGUCUUCUCGAUGUCGCUCGACAGGCAUAUAAAGAAAAUACGAAUGACGUACAUAGCCAUGUGGAGGAGCUUAAUAGUAAGAACCGCUCCUAUUGGCUUCCUGCAAUUCCUACCGAAGCUUAUCAAUUUGCAGAAGAAUACAACAUCGAGGCCGACCUCCGAUAUGACACGGGCCGCAAGUACUGGAUUCGGCUACGGGCGGUUGACUUUGAGGACCGCCAAGUGCCCCUGGUGCUUGUUAACCAAACACGAAAGGGUCCCUACAUCGAAUGCUUGACUCUGCGACUCAAGAAACUCAACCAAAGAAUUGCGGAUUCCGUUGCUGAGGUCGUCAUGCUUAGCGACAAAGUGAUCCAAGACCUUAUGGACAGCAUCCGUACGCAGCUGCAACCCCUUUACCGCGUCUGCGACAGCAUCGCUCUUCUUGACAUGAUCGCAUCAUUUGCGCAAGCAAGUUCUACACAAGACUGGAAGCGACCCGAGAUAGCAGACACUCUGGCACUAAAGGCCGCCAGACAUCCAAUUCUGGACAAGGUUCGGCCAUACAUCAGCUUCCUCCAUCCUAAGCUGACAAGGAGACAGAUAUUGAAGGCCCCUUUUGUUCCCAAUGACUACUACGCUACAGAUGAUUAUCGCUUCCAAAUCGUCACCGGAUGCAACAUGAGUGGGAAAACUACGUACAUCAGAAGCAUUCCAUUGCUUCAGAUAAUGGCACAAAUUGGUUGCUUUGUGCCAGUCGAAUAUGCCAGCUUUCCUAUUGUCCACAAUAUCUUUGCGCGGGUAACCACAGACGACAAAAUUGAGUCCAACAUGUCAACCUUUUCUUUGGAAAUGCGAGAGAUGGCGUUCAUUCUCAGCAAUGUCACUGACAAAAGCAUUGUCAUCAUCGAUGAACUUGGCAGAGCCACAAGUACCAGGGAUGGACUUGCUAUUGCAAUUGCCAUGGCUGAAGCCCUUAUCCAAAGUCAUGCAACAGUGUGGUUUGCCACGCACUUUACAGAGCUUGACGUCUACGACAACUGA